AUUAGGUUCCCGCGCUGAGAAAGCAGUGAGUGAGUGAGGGAGGGUUUAAGGUGAAGGAAGUGAAAUCGGUAAUGGAAGACGAAAUGGAAAUGGAGACUUCUCCCAAUCUCAGCAACUACUUCGAUCCACAAGACCUCACCACCCGAGAGCAGUUCCGCAGAUACCGGAAGAGGCACUCGACUUCAGGUGCUUUAUCCCAACAAGAAAACUCGGCUUCCAAGUUGAGUGAAACUGGGCUGUUAUAUGAUGGCCAAAGCAUCCAUAGUCCUACUAAUGCGGCACUUGUUCUUGAAAAUAUUAAACAAGAGGUUGAGAGUCUUGAUGCUGAUUACUUGGAAGACAAGACACAGUAUUCCUCUAGAAGGAGGUUAUCUAUUGAUACUCACGGCGCGGAUGCUGGUUUUGACUCUGUACGCAGCUCGUUAAAGGCUUGUAAGCAAGAGGUUGACUCGUUGGGAGAUGGCGCAGAAACAAUCUUUACUUUAUUUGCAUCUCUGCUUGAUUCUUCUCUGCAAGGACUGAUGCCUAUUCCUGAUCUGAUACUAAGAUUCGAGAAUGCAUGUAGAAAUGUUUCAGAGUUUAUCAGGUAUGGGUUGAAUAUAAGGCAUCGAGUUGUUGAGGACAAAUUGAUGAGGCAGAAGGCUCAGCUCCUGCUUGAUGAGGCGGCGACAUGGUCUCUCUUGUGGUUCCUUUAUGGGAAAGGGACCGAAGAAUUAUCUACAGAGCAAAUACUGGUGUCAGGAACCUCACAUGUAAUGGCUUGUGAAUUUGUUGCGGAGGACCACACAGCUCAAUUAUGCCUUCGGAUUGUCCAGUGGUUAGAAGGUUUAGCUUCUAAAGCACUUGACUUAGAAGCAAAGGUAAUUUAUUGCGAUAUUUUUCUGCUUGGGAAGUUGAUUUGUUCACAAAUAGCAUUUGUUUUUUACUUUUUAAAUGAUGUUCGUGGAUCUCAUGUUGGCAGUUAUCUCCCCAGUUCUGGUGUUUGGCAUCAUACUCAACGUUACCUAAAGAAAGGAACUUCUGACAUGAACGUUGUUCAUCACCUGGACUUUGAUGCUCCAACUCGUGAAAAUGCACAUCUUUUGCCUGAUGACAAAAAACAAGAUGAAUCUCUUUUAGAAGAUGUGUGGACUCUGUUAAGGGCUGGAAGACUAGAAGAGGCAUGUGGACUUUGCCGGUCUGCUGGACAGCCAUGGAGAGCUUCCUCUCUGUGCCCAUUUGGAGGUUUGAACCAGUUUCCUUCUGUUGAUGCUCUGGUGAAGAAUGGUAAAAAUAGAACCUUGCAAGCACUUGAGUUUGAAAGUGGCAUUGGUCAUCAGUGGCAUCUUUGGAAAUGGGCUUCAUAUUGUGCAUCAGAGAAAAUAGCCGAGUUAGAUGGGAAAUAUGAAGCAGCUGUGUAUGCAGUCCAAUGUAGCAACCUAAAACGAAUGCUUCCUCUCUGCACAGACUGGGAGUCAGCAUGCUGGGCAAUGGCAAAGUCUUGGCUAGAUGUGCAGGUAGACUUGGAAGUCACUCGUUCCCUGCCAGGGGGAGUUGAUCAACUUAGAACUUUUGGAGAUGCAACUGAUGGAAGCGCUGGACAUGCUGAUGGUUCCUUUGAGCCUUCAAAUGGACCUGAAAAUUGGCCAAUUCAAGUUUUGAAUCAGCAACCACGACAACUUUCAUCUCUUCUUCAGAAACUUCAUUCAGGGGAAAUGACUCAUGAAACUGUUACCCGACAGUGCAAGGAGCAACAGCGACAAAUUCAGAUGACUUUAAUGCUUGGGGACAUACCACGUGUACUAGACCUUAUAUGGUCAUGGAUAGCACCUUCGGAAGACGAUCAGAAUGUAUUUAGGCCUCAUGGAGAUCCUCAAAUGAUACGAUUUGGUGCACAUCUAGUCCUUGUUCUUAGAUAUUUGGUUGCUGAAGAAAUGAAGGAUGCCUUCAGGGACAAGAUUCUAAGCAUUGGUGAUCAUAUUCUGCAUAUGUAUGCCCUAUUUCUCUUUUCAAAGGAGCAUGAGGAGUUGGUGGGCAUAUAUGCUUCUCAGCUUGCGCGUCACCGAUGCAUUGACCUCUUUGUGCACAUGAUGGAACUUAGGUUGCACAGCAGCAUACAUGUCAAAUACAAGAUAUUCCUUUCUGCUAUGGAAUAUUUACCAUUUUCUUCUACGGGUGAUUCCACGGGCAAUUUUGAAGACAUUAUUGAGAGAAUUUUGUUGAGAUCUCGAGAUAUCAAGGUUGGCAAAUAUGAUAACCUGUCAGAUGUUGUAGAACAGCACAGACUGCAGAGUCUUCAAAAAGCUAAAGUCAUCCAGUGGCUUUGCUUUACACCACCAUCAACAAUUACUAAUGUCAAAGAAGUUAGUAAAAAACUUCUUCUCCGAGCAUUGGUACAUAGCAACAUACUCUUCAGGGAGUUUGCUUUGAUUUCUAUGUGGAGAGUACCGGCAAUGCCAAUAGGUGCCCACACUGCACUUGGUUUUCUUGCUGAACCAUUGAAACAGCUUGCAGAUACUCUUGAGACCUCUGAGGAGGAUUAUAAUGUUUUUGAGGAUCUGAGGGAGUUCCAAGACUGGCGUGAGUAUUACUCCUGUGAUGCAACCUACCGCAAUUGGCUCAAAAUUGAAUUAGAGAAUGCAGAAGUUCCUGUCUCUGAACUGUCACUGGAGGAAAAGGAAAGGGCCAUUUCUAUGGCCAAGGAAACAGUGAAUGCAUCUCUUUCACUGCUAGAAAGAAAAGAAACAUCUUGGUUGGCUUCUAUUGAUCAUAUAUAUGAAUCAGCUGAAACCGUUUUCCUCGAACUUCAUGCAACUGCAAUGCUCUGCCUGCCAUCGGGAGAGUGUUUGUGUCCAGAUGCUACUGUAUGCACUACACUGAUGAGUGCCCUCUACUCCUCAGCUGGUGAUGAGGUUGUCUUAAAUCGACAACUGAUGGUGAACGUCUCUAUAUCUUCUAUUGACAAGUAUUGCAUUGACGUUGUUCUUCGUUGCUUGGCAAUAGCUGGUGAUGGACUUGGGCCACAUGAUCAGAAUGAUGGUGGUAUUCUUGGCACCAUUAUGGCUGCUGGUUUUAAAGGGGAGCUUCCUCGGUUUCAAGCUGGAGUUACAAUGGAAAUAUCCCGAUUGGAUGCUUGGUAUUCUGAUAAAGAUGGCACCUUAGAGUGCCCGGCAACAUACAUUGUGAAAGGCCUCUGUCGUAGAUGCUGUCUCCCAGAAGUCAUUCUUCGUUGCAUGCAAGUUUCUGUUUCUCUCAUGGGAUCAGGAGUCCUGCCUGAUUGCCACGAUACUUUGAUUGAACUAGUUGGCAGUCGUGAAACUCACUUUCUUCACUUGUUUAGUCAACAGCAAUUACAGGAGUUUUUAUUGUUCGAGAGGGAAUACUCUAUCUGCAAAAUGAAGCUAACGGAAGAAUGAUUAUUGCCCCUUGAGCAGAACUUGAUCUGGAGCUUCUUCUGGUGCUACAGUUUUGAAAGGAUGAAAUACCUUAAAAACGCUUGCUUUUUUUUUUUUUUUUAUGUGGUAAUUAUCUUGCUUUUAGUGGGAAAAAGGACUGAGGAUAAAAGUGCCUUGUGCUUAUUGCUCAAAGCAUGUCUUCUGAAAUUUUUCUGCAUCUUGUUCUUUGGAAAAAGGAAAUCCCUUUUUUGUAUAUAAUUAUGUUAUU
Molecule: messenger RNA, 3642 nt
Organism: Gastrolobium bilobum
Lineage: Eukaryota; Viridiplantae; Streptophyta; Magnoliopsida; Fabales; Fabaceae
Product: nuclear pore complex protein NUP107
Exons: 24
Coding region: 72-3395 (1107 amino acids)
Biological process (GO): protein import into nucleus; regulation of DNA-templated transcription; post-transcriptional tethering of RNA polymerase II gene DNA at nuclear periphery
Cellular component (GO): nuclear pore; nuclear pore outer ring
Molecular function (GO): structural constituent of nuclear pore
Source: RefSeq, a predicted model, not a curated record